AUGGUCGACCGUCCCAACAAGCCCUCGGCACUGGCCAGCACUCCAGGCCUGCCGCCCCAGGCGCAGGUCAGCAUCACGCACGACAAGUCCCGCGUCGAGGCAGUUUUGCCAACAGGCGAGAGCGUCGAGGUUCUCCUGUACGGCGCCACCGUCCUGAGCUGGAAGAAGAACGGCCAAGAGAAGCUGUGGUUGAGCGAAGGUGCGAAGCUGGACGGGUCGAAGGCCGUCAGAGGUGGCAUUCCGCUCGUAUUCCCUGUGUUCGGUACGGCCCCUGAUCACGCAGCGACCUCGACACUUCCGCAACACGGAUUCGCACGAACCUCGACCUGGGAGUUCCUCGGCAAGUCGACAUCGGAGUCGGCUGGUGAAGGUGACGGUGCACCCAGGUCUAUGGCUGACCUAUCUGUCAAGCUCGAUUUUGGCUUAUCGAGCGCCAACCUCGAUGAGAAGACGCGGGCGCUCUGGCCACACCCGUUUGGAUUACUUUAUAGCGUCACGCUGGACCGUGACGCACUGACCACGAGCCUGAUUGUGACCAACGAGGGCGACAAGCCAAUUGAGGUGCAGGUUUUGCUUCACACCUAUCUCCGAGUCAAGGACAUCAACAACGUCACCAUCGAAGGUCUUGAGAACGCCUCGUACGUUGACAAGGUCGACAACGCAUCCACCAAGACUCAGGAUGCUGCUCCGCUAGUUAUCAAGGGCGAGACGGACCGCAUAUACACGCCCGUCGGUGGACCCCGGGCACCAGUGACUGUACAUGAAGGUGGACAGAAGACAUUUGAGGUUGUGCGUGAUGGCAAUCUCGACGACGUUGUGGUCUGGAACCCGUGGACCGAGAAGGCCAAUUCAAUAGGCGACUUUGAGCCUAAAGACGGCUUCAACAACAUGCUGUGCAUUGAGCCGGGUGCCGUGCGGGCGUGGCAGACGCUCGAAGCAGGAGACGCACUCGAAGGUGCGCAGACCAUCAGGGCUUGGUGA
Messenger RNA from Pyricularia grisea, 981 nucleotides. RefSeq lists its product as uncharacterized. Bases 1 to 981 code for a protein of 326 amino acids. Gene Ontology annotation, molecular function: isomerase activity; carbohydrate binding. The transcript has 3 exons. Gene Ontology annotation, biological process: carbohydrate metabolic process. NCBI's taxonomy places the organism in Eukaryota, Fungi, Ascomycota, Sordariomycetes, Magnaporthales, Pyriculariaceae. The record is from RefSeq and is a predicted model, not a curated record.